This is a messenger RNA of Selaginella moellendorffii, 2319 nucleotides long. RefSeq names its product pentatricopeptide repeat-containing protein At3g12770-like. The transcript has a single exon. Gene Ontology annotation, biological process: RNA modification. Lineage: Eukaryota; Viridiplantae; Streptophyta; Lycopodiopsida; Selaginellales; Selaginellaceae. Bases 119 to 2290 code for a protein of 723 amino acids. The record is from RefSeq and is a predicted model, not a curated record. Gene Ontology annotation, molecular function: RNA binding; zinc ion binding; protein binding.
GGUUCUUGGGGUUUAUCCUAUGUUCUAAAUUUUGCCAAUGCGGCUGCGAUGAUGGAUCGUGACGGGCGCGGCGACGCGAGAUCUGGCUCCGCGGCGAUGAAUCCUCCAUCGCGUUUUCAUGAAGGCGCUCAAGAAUGCCGCGGCGGCCAGCAUCCCCGAGUUUCUUGCUGCUCUCAAGAACUGCCGCGGCUCCAAGGAUCUCCAUACAGGUAUGAAGAUACAUCGCGACUUGAUCCAGUGUGGGAAGGACAGGCACAUCUUCGUCGCCAACACUCUCAUUGCGAUGUAUGCUAGAUGCGGCAGCCUGGUGGAUGCUCGCCGGAUCUUCGACACAAUGCCGCAUCACAGCCUUGUCUCUUGGAGCGUUUUGAUCGGGGGCUAUUCCCAGAAUGGAGAGGGGAGUUUAGCUGUGGAGUUAUUCCAGAGGAUCCAGGAAGAGGGAAGUUGUCAGCCGGACUCCAUGCUCUUCGUUGCUGCUUUGAACGCGUGCUCGAGCUUGGCAGUGAAGGAUGACUGCCACGAUCGAGAAGACAAAUCUACGAGCAAUGGGAUCUGGCUAGAAAAGGGGAAAUCGAUUCAUGAUCAGCUGAGAAAAGAUGGUCACGAAUCCAACCUCUAUGUUGCGAAUUCCUUGGUGGAUAUGUACUCAAAGCUGGGGAGCGUCGAAGAUGCGAGAAUUGUUUUCGAGGGAAUGGUUUGUCGAAAUGUGGUGACUUGGGGAGCUUUGAUUCUUGGUUAUGCGUAUAAUGGACAGGGAGAGACAGCUCUAGCGAUGUUCUCUCGCAUGGAGGAGGAAGGUUGUGAUCCUGACUCACAGGUUUUCAUUGCGACGCUGAAGGCUUGCAUUGAUAUUGGAGAGAAAGAAGUUGGAAAAAUGGUGAAGGGAAAGGUGGUAAAAACUGCAAAUUUAGAGAAAGGAAGAGUUCUCCACGCCAAGCUUUCUUUGAGAGGAUACGAGGCAGAAAUUUUUGUAGCGAAUACACUGCUGGAUAUGUAUUGCAAGUGUGGGAGCAUGGUGGAAGCACGCAGGGUGUUUGAGAGAAUGCCAAGCCACAGCCUUGUCUCAUGGGACGCUCUCAUCAAUGGAUACUCUCAGAGCGAUGAAGGAGAGCUCGCCCUUGAGCUCUUCAAGCGCAUGGAAGACGAAGGCUUUGUAGCGGACACUCGGCUUUUCAUGGCGGCAUUGCGAGCUUGUGGAAGUAUUGCUGCAUUAGAAGCCGGGAGAAGGAUUCAUGCACAAGUUUCUGGUAGCUUACUGGAGAAAGAUGUGCUCUUGGCGAAUUCUCUCGUCACCUUUUAUGCAAAAUGUGGAAGCAUGGACGAUGCUAAGCAGGUGUUUGAUUCCAUUGGGCAGAAGGACAUGGUUUCAUGGACCGCUUUGAUCGCUGGGUAUAGCCAUCAAGGAGAUUCUAAGCAAGUGUUUGAGCUAUUCGAGAGAAUGCAAAAGGAGCGCGUGCAACCAAACGGAGUCACUUAUCUCUCGGUGCUCACGGUCUGCAGCCAUGCCGGGCUUGUGGAUCUAGGAAAGAGAUACUUCGAGGCGAUGAACACGGUUCAUUCAAUCUCUCCUAGCCUUGAGCACUAUAUCUGCGUGAUAGAUCUUCUCGGCCGUGGGAAUCAGCUGGAACAAGCACUAUCAGCACUCCACAGCAUGCCUUACAAGCCAACUUUGGUGGCAUGGAGGACGGUUCUAAGCGCUGCAAGGAAGUGGAAGAAUGUAAGUGUUGGCCGCCUUGCGUUUGAGUCGAUACUGAGGCUGGACGAUAAAGACGAUGCGGCCUAUUUGCUCAUGGCGAACACGUACGCUGCUGCUGGUUUGUGGGAGGAUUUCGCUCGGGUGGAGACAAUGAGGAAAGAAGCUCGGUGUUGGAAGAAGCUUGGACAAAGCUGGUGGAUUGACAGUGCCGGAAAAGUCCACAGGUUCGUCGUCGGGGACACUACUCACCACCAAAACGAGCAGAUCCUUGCAAAGCUCGGAGAACUCCAAUCCAGAAUCAAGGAAGAAGCGGGCUACACUCCCAACCUCGACUGUGUCCUUCGAGCUCUUCCAGACAACGAGAAGGAGUCGGCACUGUGCGGACACAGCGAGAGACUAGCGAUUUGCUGCGCUCUCAUCAACACACGAGCGGGGACGGCGAUCAGGAUCAUAAAAAACCUCCGCGUUUGCGAAGACUGCCACCGAGUCACGUCGAUCAUCUCCAAGCUCGAGCGGCGAGCUAUCAUCUGCAGAGACGCGGUUCGGUUCCAUCUGUUUGAGGAUGGAUGCUGCUCCUGCCGAGAGUUUUGGUGACAAUCAAUGGUAACAACAGAUUUUCUUAA